UAUAUUUUCUCGUUAUUGCAAUUCUUAGAAAUUCUAUAUGUGUGUGAGAAAUCUCGGUCUCGUAGAUGAUACAUUGGAACUGCUUAGAAUACCAAAGGAAUAUUGUAAAAUGCGAAAUUCGAUAAAAUGGAUAUUGAUUAUAUGGUUUACGCUACUUUGCAUUGGAUGGAUAUUUAAUUAUAUUUGCUACAUAAAAGAAUUUCAAGGUGCAAGAAUCAUAGUUAUCUCUUGCAUUUUGUAUUAUUUUUUCCUUCUCAAUUUAUUGAUGGAUAUAAUGAUUAUAUUUCUUUUAAGAUACAUUGGUACUAGAUUCGAUAAAAUCAAUGAAUGUAUUGAACAAUUAUCAAAGACAAAAAAAUGUGGAUUGAGAGGCAUUUGGAAAAAAUCUCCUAUUAAUCGCUACUAUGUCCAAAGCUGUAAAAACCGCAAACAUAUAUUAUGGAUUUUAAUGCAUCUUCAUUUGGAACUUUGCCGAAUAGCUCGCAAUAUAAAUGAUUUUUUCGGAACAGAAAUGACCUUACAGACGAUAUACAAAUUUGUUGUUUUUAACGCAAUGAUUUAUUUAGAAUAUCGUAUAUUAUUAUGCUUUACUAAAGUUCAUGAAGAUAGUGAAGAAAGUAAAGCAAUAUUCUUAAUUAUGACAAUAUUCAUUAGCGCAAAUUUAAUGAAUUUAGUAACAAUAAAUUAUAUUUGCGAAAGCGUUAGCAUCAAGGCGAAGAAAACCAUGGACAUAAUUCAUAAAUUAACAAACCUUGUUUAUUUUGAUCAGUUACGCGAAGAUAUUUGCCAGUUUAUUUUUCAAUUAUUACUUCAACCGUUAAAGUUCGAUGGAAUGGGUUUGUUUUGCUUUGGGUACAAAUUUAUUUUUAAGUUCAUCAUGGGAAUUAUUAGUAUUAUGCUUUUUAUGGUUGGAAUGGAUACUUCUCCUUUAUCUCGGGAUUUACUUUCUUACAAGAGUAAUUUAACAUGUUUCGAGUAAAUGAAGAAAUAUAUAAUUCUAGAGAAGACUAUAUUAUAUAUAC
This is a messenger RNA of Camponotus floridanus (Florida carpenter ant), 1022 nucleotides long. RefSeq lists its product as uncharacterized. The record is from RefSeq and is a predicted model, not a curated record. The coding region runs from base 38 to 979 and encodes 313 amino acids. Gene Ontology annotation, cellular component: neuronal cell body; axon; dendrite. The transcript has 6 exons. Lineage: Eukaryota; Metazoa; Arthropoda; Insecta; Hymenoptera; Formicidae. Gene Ontology annotation, biological process: sensory perception of taste.